Magnolia sinica is the source of this 983-nucleotide messenger RNA. RefSeq names its product protein MIZU-KUSSEI 1-like. Gene Ontology annotation, biological process: hydrotropism. Bases 29 to 754 code for a protein of 241 amino acids. The transcript has a single exon. The record is from RefSeq and is a predicted model, not a curated record. NCBI's taxonomy places the organism in Eukaryota, Viridiplantae, Streptophyta, Magnoliopsida, Magnoliales, Magnoliaceae.
CACUUGAACCACCAUCACCAUCAAAAUCAUGCAAUAUCAAGCCAGGGUUCCCACUCACAUCGUCGACGGUGUAGAUUGCCAGAGACAAAUCUGGUGCUGGCGCCUUCUCCGCUCGCUCAUGGAGUUCAUAAUCCCGAGCUGCAAUCACAGCUACCUUCAACAACAACACCAAGAAGAAGAAGAUCAAGAAAAAGAAGAACUGCACUCCUUCAAAAAUCACUCCUCCUUCCCUAAAACCAUAAUCAUCCCCACCACAACCACCAUCACCGGAACCUUCUUCGGCUAUCGCCAUGGAAAACUAAGCUUUUGCAUUCAAACCAACUCAAAAACCACCGCACCCAUCCUCCUCCUCACUCUAGCCGUCCCCACUGCACUCCUCGCCAAGGAAAUGCAGAGCGGCCUUCUCCGGAUCGCUCUCAAGUGCCACUCUGACCCCACUAAGCAUGCCCACGGCUCCUCCUCUCUCUUGUCCAUGCCAUUCUGGACCAUGUACUUCAACGCUAGGAAGGCGGGGUUUGCCAUAAAGCGUCGACCUUCACAGGCCGACCUGGAUGUUCUUCGACUGAUGCGAACUAUCCAUUCGGGAACUGGCAUUAUAAACAGGGAGGCAGUAAGCUGUAACAAUGAGCUCAUGUACCUCCGCGCCAAUUUCAAACGGGUGUCUGGCUUGUCUGACUCGGAGUCAUUUCAUUUGAUCAAUCCAGACGGGCGAGCUGGUCAAGAGCUCAGCAUCUUCUUCCUUCAUUCUCGAUAGCAUCUUGUUCGUGCAUUGUUAUCGUUUUCUACUUGUAUACUAGCAAGCUCUAUAUCUUCUUGUUUCUUUUACCUGGUUCUCAUCUUGUAUUCUACAAGCACCAUUUCUUCAAAGACCUUCUAUUUCUUUCUUUCUAGAGGGUUGUUUGGUUGUUUCUUUCAUUUUAGUUCCUUCUUUCCACCAAGUGAGUGAGAUAUUAUUGAUUGAGAAUAAAAUGAAAAUAUUACAA